AGUUUAUUGAAGGAUAAACGUGUUUUCAUAAUAUGUUGUCAUUUUAUGUUGUAAAGAGACCAUAGUCAGAAAAGAGGAACAGAGAAUAGUCUGUUCCCCUUUUCUGUGGACCAUACACACACACACACACAUGAUUGCGAGUCACAAGACUCCCAUUGACAAAUAAAGCCGUUGGUUACAUACACUUCCUCAUGCAUGAUUUGUAACUGUAUUUUUGUAAUAAAGAGACUGCACUGAGAGAAGAGGAGCAGAGUUGGUUUUGGAGUUGACAUAACCUGUCACUCGCUGAUUCUCCUUGCAGCAAGUAAACUUGAAACUCGAGUACUGUUAUCUUUGUUCAUUGGGUUUUGGUAUAUUUGAACCGAGCUGGGGUUUACUCUUACAAAGUAAUAUAGAAAUACCCAACAUUAAUUGGUCCUUCGGAGCCGGAAUCCAACACAUCGUGACGGGAAGGAGGAGGGAAAAGACACGCCGCAAGUCUGUCGACAGCCGGGAUCAUCAGCCGACCCCGAGAAAGACCCGGGACGCAGAAUUCGUGGCCGGGCCGGUGCUUAUAUGUCCAACCUCCCUCAUCCUCGGCACGAUUGACGGAAUCCAACCGGACCAGUGACCACAGAUAACGGGUAAGAUAAAAGUUGAUAUACAUGGUUUCUCCACCAUUUAAGGAGGUAGAGAAAGGCUUCUCCGCCAUUUAAGGAGGAUUGACGUGUCUUUGGGUACACUUAUGAGAAAGGUUUCUCCACCAUUUAAGGAGGUAGAAAUUGACGUGCCUUUGGGUACACUUAUGAGUGAUUGAGUGAAAGUAGUGUGUAAAAGUGUCACCAGGUGGAAUCAGCGCACAGAGUGGAAACCUAACGGUGAUAACAAAAACUCUGUGGUCUGUUGAAGUACACUAGUGGUGAAUUAGGAAUUAGGUUCUGACCGGCACGUUGUCCAGUAGGAACACAAAGCUAGAAUAAUGGGGUCCAAUGGGAGUAAGCCUGCCGCUACAGGGGACAUGAGAUAUAUGGAAAUAUAUAGUCAUGGCAGCACCAGUUAUUGUAGCAAAUGGUAUAAACUGUACGGCUUCCGAGGAAAGUUGGAGAAAACAGCAGUAAGAGAAUUAAGCGACAAAUUGAGAGCAGAAACAGCUGGAACAACACAAGGCAAGAAAAGAAAGAAGUUAGAAGCUCAACUGCGAGUCGCAGCUUUAUGGGCUGAACAAGCCCAUAAAAGGAGCAGGCAGAGGCAGAGGAGGAGGCAGAAACGCAGAAGGCAAAUUCCUCUGCUACAGGUGCGGAAAGGAGGGGCACAUGGCGAGGGACUGUGAGGAACAGAUGUCACAGAUAAAAGAAGGGGGACAAAAGGGACAGUACAAAGACGAAAGACAUGGCCCCCCCCCUUCACAUAACCUACAUAGUUAUGACAACUGACUAGACGUAGAAAAGGAAGAAGAGGACGUCCACACACAUCACAUUGACCUUUCUGAAGUAUUACUGAAUCUGUCAGACAACAGUAUUAAACCUACCAGAACAAUCGAAAUCAAUGGGGACAAAUUUGAAUUUUUAUGUGACAGCGGUGCAGACUCAUCAGUAGUGAACAAAGAGGUCCAAAGAAUGUGGCCACCAACUGGCACUAUGUUUGUAAAAUCAGCAAAUGGACACAUAAAUCAGAGGUCGAUUUCAAAGCCACUUUUUAUGGAAGAUAGAAGGUCAGGCCUCCAGGCAUCCCUCAAAUUUGUGUUCAUCUCAAACUGCCCUGUCAAUUUGCUAGGGAGAGACGGCAUGGAAAUGUUAAAAAUCAGUGUAGUACCAGUCAAAGGGGGAAUGCGAGCAGUAGGGCCCGGAGAAAAGGUGGAAGACCAGGUCUUCCUUCAAAAAUCCAUAAACACCCCCAACUACUACUGGUCACUAGACAUGCCACAACCUGACGUGACAAACACAGGUGAACACCUGUUAACACUAUUCACCCCACAACAUGGCCAAGAAGUAAUGAAACCUGACGCAUUGCACGUUACACUAAAGUACAAGAACACCCCUGGCCCAGACAAAGACUAUGAUGUGCUCGUGCAUCGACUGACACCACAGAGGGUAGUGUUCCACUCGAUGUAUGCAAACCAACACGGGGAUGUUGUAAUUGACGCUAGGGUCCCAUCAACCACUGCCUUGAUAAUGGAACCAGGUUCCACGCCACACAUAUCAGUAGCUAGGGGCCCAGGGACUUCAUGGAGAGACUUAGGUUUAUUAGUGGCUAGAGGUAACAGGAUAACAAAAUGGACAGAUGACAAAAACGGUUGGCAAACUGGAGGCGGGUUAAAGCGCAAAACUCUAGGGUUUACUCUAGUGAUGACACCACGCGCCCACCUAGACGACCCUGAACAACAAUGAUGUAUGCUAAGUGAAGAGGCCUUAGAGGUCCUGAAAACGGUGCCGCCAUGCGUAUGGUCACAAGGAAAAUGUGAUGUAGGUCGCAUGGUGAACGCAAAACCUGUACACGUUAGACCAAAAACUAACUACAGACCUAACAUAAGACAAUACCCCUUAAAAGAGGAUGCAAAAGUUGGCAUCAAACCUGUAAUUGAAGAAAUGCUAAAAGCAGGGAUCCUGCGUGAGUGCCCUGAUGCAUCAUGCAAUACCCCCAUCUUCCCAGUAAAAAAGGCUGAUGGGCAGUCAUGGAGAAUGAUUCAAGACUUAAGAGCAGUAAAUGAUGCUGUACAAAGCACAGCCCCAACAGUACCAGAUCCACACACGUUAAUGAACGGCCUUAAGCCAAAUAUGGCAUGGUUCUCAGUGAUAGACUUGAGCAAUGCCUUUUUCUCCAUUCCUGUAGAAAAAGACUCACAAGGAUGGUUUGGGUUCACACAUGAAGGAACAAAAUACACAUACACCAGAUUACCUCAGGGGUAUGUGGAUAGCCCAACAAUCUUUUCACGAGAAAUAGCAAAUUGUUUGGCUACAUUACAGAUACCUGACACAUCGCAGAUGUUGGUAUAUGUAGAUGAUAUUCUUGUUGCGUCACCCACACAGGAAGAAAGCACAAAAGUCACACUACAAGUAUUGACACAUUUGGCCAAAACAGGAAACAAGGUUUCAAGACAGAAACUUCAGUUUGUGAAAGAGGAAGUGAUCUUUUUAGGCCACAAUUUAAACCGAGAAGGGAGACGCAUACACUCAGAGAGGAAACAGACGGUGUUAAACGCACCAAAGCCAACAACAAAAAAACAAAUGAUGCAAUUCCUUGGGCUGACUAACUAUUGCAGAGCAUGGAUUCCAGACUACGCAGGAAUGACUCAGCCCCUACUAGAUUGCAUAUACUCAGACAAUGACAUGAAAAUGUCCGGCAAGAUAGAAUGGACACAAGAGGCAGAAGCUGCAUUUGAAAGGACUAAACAGUGUCUCGUAGGGUCAUCAGUGUUAGCAUUACCAGACUAUGAAAAACCAUUUGUACAAACAGUUGACUGCAAAAAAGGGUUUAUGACAUCAGUAUUGGCACAAAAACACGGCACAAAACUAAGGCCUGUCGCUUACUACUCUAAAAGGUUAGACCCAGUAGCACAAGCAUUACCAGUAUGCGUACAAGCAGUAUGUGCGGCAGCAAUGGCGGUACAUUGUACAGCAGAAAUAGUUUUGUUCCACCCACUCACACUGAUGGUUCCACACGCAGUCACCAUGUUGUUACAUGACACCAAAAUGGCUUUCUUAUCACCUGCACGUUAUUUGGCACUGACAGCUACACUAAUGUCACAACCACACAUUGUGAUAAAAAGAUGUAAUAUCUUAAAUCCAGCCACAUUAAUACCUACAGCAGAAGAUGGAGAACCACACUGUUGUAAAGAAGAGACUGACAGAACAUGCAAACCAAGACCAGAUUUGAAAGACAUACAACUACUCAGUGGCGAAACAUGGUUUGUGGAUGGGUCCUGUUCUAAAUCUAUAACAGGCCAAAAUCAAACAGGGUUUGCAGUUGUAUCACACUCACAGGUCAUAAAAGCAGGCCGACUCCCCCACACAUAUUCUGCACAAGCAGCGGAAUUAGUAGCUCUUACAGAAGCAUGCAAAGCGGGGGUUGGAAAAGAUGUGACUAUGUGGACAGACAGCCAGUAUGCGCACUCAACAGUACAUAUAUUUGCAGCCCAAUGGGCCCGCAGGGGCAUGAAAACAUCAACAGGAAAACCAGUCACCCAUGCACAGCUGCUGACUGAUCUUUUAAAAGCGGUGUUGUUGCCGAAAAGCAUUGCUAUAUGCAAAUGCGCUGCGCACACCAGUGGGAAGGAUGCAGUAACACUUGGCAAUGCACACGCGGAUAAGGUAGCGAAGCUAGCAGCUAUGGGCGAAUAUGGGUUCCAUAUCCUCUUGCAGAAGGGGGAAAGUGUUUCACAACCAAUACCUCUUGUGAUAUUAAGGGAUAUGCAGAACAACGCACCCGACAGAGAAAAGAAGAAAUGGUUGACAGAUGGAGCAACCACAGACCCUGAGGGAACAUUCAGAAUAAACAACAAGAUAGUACUCCCUGUUAGUCUCUACAAAACAGCAGCUCAUUUGAGUCAUGGGCCGUGCCAUGUCUCAACAGGAGGGAUGGUGACAAUAAUAAAUGAACAUUUCCAUACAUACAACUACAUUACAUUUUCUAAAAACUUUUGUAGAGCCUGUGUAGUAUGUUGCAGACACAAUGCUCAAGGCAAUGAGCGACCACAGAGAGGAAAGUUCCCUCCACCAACAUACCCAUUUCAACACAUGCAUAUGGACUUCAUCGAACUAACACCAUGCCAAGGGUACAAAUACUGUUUGGUAAUGAUAUGUCCGUUUUCAAAGUGGGUUGAAAUAUUCCCAGCAAAACAUGCAGACGCUAUUACCGUAGCAAAAGCCAUAUGCAAGACAAUAAUACCAAACAGAGGUAUUCCAGAGAAACUGUACAGUGAUAAUGGGUCUCAUUUUGUAAAUCAGGUUAUUACCAAACUGUCCGAACAUAUGGGGAUAACAUUAAAAAACCAUUGUGCAUAUCAUCCACAGAGUGCAGGCUUAGUGGAAAGAACAAACGGAACAGUAAAGUUAAGACUAAGGAAAACAGCUGAAUGGAUGAGCAGACUCUUCAGAAGCAAUGAGAUAGCUCGAACAAAUAACCUGCCAGACAUUUCUACUCCCUUGCAGGACACUCGCGUGCAGACUGGUGACCAGGUCCUCGUGAAGGUGAUUAAGAGGAAGCAUUGGCACUGUCCACGGUGGGACGGUCCCUACACGGUACUGCUGACAACACCGACUGCACUAAAAAUCGCCGAAAGAACUACGUGGAUACAUCAGAGCCACUGCAAAAAGAUAAUACCUCUCCAACUUAACGAUGGAUAAGUGGUGGAAGUCCGGCUACAAAGGGCGGUGUUUCAUUAGGAAAUACUGGUCUCAACCCCGGUGAAGAAAACAACAGAACCACUAUCACAAAUAGACUAUGUUGGGAAAGGUGUUGUUUGUAGUGACCCUGCUGGGUCUGACGCUAAUGACUAUAAGACAAUUGAGUGAGGAAUCCUCAACAAAAAAAAAGGUCCAUCGAGAGAAAAAAUGGUCAUUACUCAACGAUGACCCAUGGAACCACAACGACAAAACUGCACGCUCACCUAGGAUGACAAAUGCCUGGUAUGCCUAUGUCCAUCAACUUGUUACAAAGACAGGGCGUUCAAAUUGUUAUGUUUGUUCCCACAUGCCAUGGUCAACUGGACAAGUAACUCUGUAUGGUAAAAGGAUGAGUAAAUCACAAGCUAAAUGUUUUGCUACCAUGGGAGGUGUAGGAUACCAGCACUCAGGGAUAAAAGUCAACGAUGUGAAUCCAUAUGCCCCAGGUUUAAGCAAUGGCACUUGUAAUAAGAUAUUUUGGGUGAACUUUAACAUGACAGUGCCACGUAAAAUGACAGGACAAAAGGUAGUCAUGCCAAAUAAUGAAGCUAUACACCCUAUGUGUUACAGUCAGACAGAAGGUUCUGUACCAAUGGGAAACACCACUGGUUGUAACCAGACACUUGUUAAUGGCGAAGGGGCUCCAGUCUAUUUGAGCAAACAAUCUAAUGGUACAUGGUGGGUACAAGGAGGAUGGUGGCUGUGUGGCAACAACGCUUAUCCAGUUCUGCCAAUAAAUUGGACAGGCACGUGCGCACCAAUAUUUGUUAGCGACCACACCUUCGUGAUAGACAUAGAACCACACCUUAACCACACCCGCAGGAGGAGAAAUGCCAUGCCUGCCUUCAAAAAACAUGAUUCAGUAUGGGGAAAAGAUGUCCCUGAUGAAUUCAAACACUGGUCCACCAGUGGAAAGGUAAUAUUAGCAUUGACUCCUGCCUUAGGCGUAGUGAAGAACAUGUUGAGACUCGAAACCCUUGAUUACCGGUUCGGCAUGUUUGUAAAUAAUUCCAUCGUUGUAAACGAACAACAGAACCUCGAACUAGACUCACUCAGAACCAUGGUGCUACAGCACCGCAUGGCCCUUGAUCUACUCACUGCCUCAGUAGGAGGUACGUGUAUCCUUUUGAACACAAUCUGUUGUACAUAUAUCACCGACAAUGUCCACUCCCAAAACAUGACAGAUGCAAUGGCUACUCUCAAAGCCCUACAGACAGCUAUGGGCCAAGACAGACAUGCCUCUCUUGAGACCGGAUGGUUCAAUUGGCUACUCUCAGGGAGCUGGGUUCAAAAGCUCGUGAUGGGAUUUGUUGCAAUCAUAUGUGUUGUCAUCCUUGUGUGCUGUGCUAUGGCUUGUAUUAUACCAUGUGUUAAAGCUAUGGUUGGUAAAAUAGUUACCAACACUCUUGUCCAAUAUACGAUGUUGCAACAGACAGAUAACGAUGACUAUACUGACACAGACCCCUCUCAGAAGGACGAAUAUACUCACCUAACCUCCAAUGUGUAAGACUUAAAGCUAGGUUACUGUCUGUCAUAUGACGAAUGGUUCGAAAAUGUCAAAAACAAGUGAAUUAAUUCUGAAAGUAAUAAAGACACUGUAACCAGCUAGUAAUUAUGAAAAACAGGAGGGAAUGUUAGAGUUUAUUGAAGGAUAAACGUGUUUUCAUAAUAUGUUGUCAUUUUAUGUUGUAAAGAGACCAUAGUCAGAAAAGAGGAACAGAGAAUAGUCUGUUCCCCUUUUCUGUGGACCAUACACACACACACACACAUGAUUGCGAGUCACAAGACUCCCAUUGACAAAUAAAGCCGUUGGUUACAUACACUUCCUCAUGCAUGAUUUGUAACUGUAUUUUUGUAAUAAAGAGACUGCACUGAGAGAAGAGGAGCAGAGUUGGUUUUGGAGUUGACAUAACCUGUCACUCGCUGAUUCUCCUUGCAGCAAGUAAACUUGAAA
This is a messenger RNA of Gymnodraco acuticeps, 7314 nucleotides long. Its product is annotated as protein NYNRIN-like. NCBI's taxonomy places the organism in Eukaryota, Metazoa, Chordata, Actinopteri, Perciformes, Bathydraconidae. The transcript is spliced from 2 exons. The coding region runs from base 2370 to 5321 and encodes 983 amino acids. The record is from RefSeq and is a predicted model, not a curated record. Gene Ontology annotation, biological process: DNA integration. Gene Ontology annotation, molecular function: RNA-DNA hybrid ribonuclease activity; nucleic acid binding.